GCCUUUUUUUUUUUUGGAGGGGGGAUUUUACAAGGAUGCUUAUUGGUUACAAAGAAAUAGGAAGGAAUGGUAAGGAUAGUGGAAUCAAGAAAUAUUAAGGGAUCAACAUGGAAGGAAUGAUGAUCGAUGUCCGAUUCCUGUUCUAUCAACGAUACUUACAAAGCACAUGGUAUAACACAACAACAAGAACAAUAUAAGAAGCGGAAAAAGCAAAACAAUCGGUCCAAUUCCAUGUUUGAAUGGUCUUUAUCAAAUCAUGACAACAUGGUAUCAUCUUUGUCAAACAACUUAUCGACUUUGGCUUUAAUAUCAUCUUAUGCGGGACAAGAUGAACAAUAUCGUAUAUUAUAUUCGAAUGAAUUACAACUACCAGAACAACAUCAGAAAAACAACAAGGCAAUAGACAACCACUUUUCUUUGGACAUGAACGAUGAUGAUGAAAAACGAGGAUUAUCCCCGAUCAAGACUACAGCCUUGUCCAGAUUUGCCUCCAACAAAAGACAACGUAACAUCUACCUCCAUAAGAAUCACAAUCUAUCUUCAGAACAACUAUCAAGUCAUUCAUCCUCAACAAACGAUGUAUCAACUAUGCAAAUGACACAAUAUUUUUUGUUCCAAUUCGUUAAAGCUUUUGUUUCCUGUGGAGCGCCAUCUCAUCGACUGGAUCAUUGCACUCAUCUUCUUUUACACAAAUGGAAUAUGUCAGCACAAAUUGGUUACUUCCCUGGUUUUUUGAUGAUUUCCUUUGAAAAACCAUCUGUAUUUUAUAGUCAAGGUACUUCUUCGAUUCCUAUACAAUUUAUCAAGGUAAAUACAGAACUGGAUAUUCAUCGAUUGAUUAGAAUAUAUCAAGUAUUUGAGGACAUUAUGAUGGACGAACGGACGAUUCAAGAAGCAACAAAUCAAUUGGAUUAUGUGAUGAAAUCACCUCCUCUUUAUUCAAAAUGGCUCAUGGUGAUUGCAUUUGGGGUUGCGUCCAGUACUAGCAUGCCUCUCUUCUUUUAUGGUGGAUGGUUGGAUAUGAUCUUUGGAUUUGGCUUGGGGGUACUCGUGGCGAUUGGCUCAGUGUUUGUGUCUCAACGGAUUACGCGAUUUGCUGGUAUUUUCGAUGUAUUACAAUGUGCGAUGAUUGGUUUCUUUGCCGCGGCAGCAUCCUCACGUACAUCUUCUUCCCAUUCUUGUUUUUAUGCCUUAUCAGUAGGUGGUGUGGUCAGUUUGUUACCAGGGUUUACUACUUUGGUGUCCAUGCUUGAAAUUGCUUCUGGUACAGUCACCGGUACAUUACGACUCACGACAACGUUGGUGUACUCACUCUUACUUGGUUUUGGAUUGGCGAUUGGUGCAAGUGGUCAUCAGCUUUUAUUCCCUCAGCUCACGAUGAUUUCCUAUCCAUCGUGUGAAAAUACGUUAUCUCCUUGGACACAUGUAUUGUUGGUACCUUUCUUUACCAUUGCCACCGCCAUCACAUUACGUGCACAUUGGUCAAAAUUCGGUAUUAUGCUUGUGUUGGCACUUGUUUCUCAUGGUGUACACUAUCUUGCCUUGCUUCAUUUUGUCAGUUAUCCACAUUUAGCGACGACAUUGGCAGCGUUUGUGGUUGCUAUGGGAGCCAAUAUAUAUGCUCGGAUGCAUCCUACAGUGGGCUUUGUGGAUAUGAUCACCGGAUUAUUUUUUUUGGUACCUGGUUCUGUUGGUGUGUCGUCUACGUUGGAUACUUUUGGUCAGGCUGUGACGAAUGCGGCUUCUUCACCCUCCAACAACAAUGCUAUCUCUGAAAUGUCUAUCAUCCUCAACGCUGGUCAUCAAGGAAUUUUAUUUGCCGUUCAUAUUAUGGUCAUUACUGUCUCUGUCUCUGCUGGACUUGUUCUUGCUGCUUUAGUCAUCUACCCUCUUCGGAAAUUAUUAGAUCGACAACCAUCCUCUACUUCAUCAUCAUCAUCAUCUUCUUCUUCUUCAGUAUUAGCAAGAAAAACGUCGCGAUAUCGGAAAAGGGAUUGGAUAGGUGAAGUGACAUUUUAGUAUUAAUUUAAUUUUUUUAGUUUGUUUG
Molecule: messenger RNA, 2047 nt
Organism: Halteromyces radiatus
Lineage: Eukaryota; Fungi; Mucoromycota; Mucoromycetes; Mucorales; Cunninghamellaceae
Exons: 3
Coding region: 127-2019 (630 amino acids)
Biological process (GO): transmembrane transport
Molecular function (GO): transmembrane transporter activity
Source: RefSeq, a predicted model, not a curated record